AUGUCCACCUUCCGCCAGGAGAGUGUGGAGGAUUUCUAUGAGAUGGGGGAAGAGCUUGGCAGUGGACAGUUUGCCAUCGUGAGGAAGUGCCGGGAGAGGAAAACGGGCGUGGAAUACGCUGCCAAGUUCAUCAAGAAGCGUCGCCUGUCGUCGAGCCGCAGGGGCGUGAGCCGCGAGGAGAUCGAGCGCGAGGUGAACAUCCUACGGGAGAUCCAGCACCCCAACAUCAUCACCCUGCACGACAUCUUUGAGAACAAGACUGACGUGGUGCUGAUCCUGGAGCUGGUGUCAGGAGGAGAACUCUUCGACUUCCUGGCGGAGAAGGAGUCGCUGACGGAGGAGGAGGCCACGCAGUUCCUCAAGCAGAUCUUGGAUGGGGUACACUACCUGCACUCCAAGCACAUCGCACACUUCGACCUGAAGCCAGAGAACAUCAUGCUGCUGGACAAGAACGUGCCCAACCCUCGCAUCAAACUCAUCGACUUCGGCAUCGCCCACAAGAUCGAGGCUGGCAAUGAGUUCAAGAACAUCUUUGGCACCCCAGAGUUUGUUGCCCCAGAAAUUGUGAACUAUGAGCCCCUGGGGCUGGAGGCUGAUAUGUGGAGCAUUGGGGUCAUCACAUACAUCCUGCUGAGUGGAGCCUCUCCCUUCCUGGGGGAGACAAAGCAGGAGACACUGACCAACAUCUCUGCUGUCAACUAUGACUUCGAUGAGGAGUAUUUCAGCAACACCAGUGAGCUGGCCAAGGACUUCAUCCGCCGCCUGCUCGUCAAGGACCCCAAGAAACGUAUGACCAUCGCCCAGAGCCUGGAGCACUCUUGGAUAAAGGUCAUCAAGAGGAGGAACGUCCGUAACGAGGACAGUGGCAAGAAGCCCGAGCGGCGCCGGCUGAAGACCACGCGCCUCAAGGAGUACACCAUCAAGUCCCACUCCAGCAUGCCCCCAAACAACACCUACAUCAACUUCGAGCGCUUCUCCAAGGUCAUGGAGGAGGUGGCUGCGGCCGAGGAGAGCCUCCGAGAGCUGGAGAGGAACAAGAAGUCCUUCCAGGAGGACAUCGAGGCCCUGCUGUCCAUCUAUGAGGAGAAGGAGUCGUGGUACAAGGAGGAGAACGAGAGCAUCAGCCAAGACCUGCGGCAGAUCCGGCAGGAGCUGCAGAAGACGGAGGCGCUGAAGAAACAGGCUCAGGAGGAGACCAGGAACGUGGUGCAGGCAGCCAACGGCCUCAAGCGCCGCUACAGGAAGCUGGAGAACCACUACGAGGCCUUGGCCAAGCAAGUGGCCUCAGAGAUGAAGUUUGUCCAGGAGCUGGUGAGGUCCAUCGAGAGGGAGAAGCUGCAGAGCAGCGAAGGCGACGGCAGCAUCCGCUAG
Messenger RNA from Acanthisitta chloris (rifleman), 1371 nucleotides. RefSeq names its product death-associated protein kinase 3 (gene DAPK3). The coding region runs from base 1 to 1371 and encodes 456 amino acids. The transcript is spliced from 8 exons. Gene Ontology annotation, cellular component: nucleus; cytoplasm. The record is from RefSeq and is a predicted model, not a curated record. Gene Ontology annotation, biological process: positive regulation of apoptotic process; intracellular signal transduction; protein phosphorylation. Gene Ontology annotation, molecular function: protein serine/threonine kinase activity; ATP binding. NCBI's taxonomy places the organism in Eukaryota, Metazoa, Chordata, Aves, Passeriformes, Acanthisittidae.